Molecule: messenger RNA, 1494 nt
Organism: Limulus polyphemus (Atlantic horseshoe crab)
Lineage: Eukaryota; Metazoa; Arthropoda; Merostomata; Xiphosura; Limulidae
Product: N-acetylneuraminate lyase-like
Exons: 11
Coding region: 82-1020 (312 amino acids)
Biological process (GO): N-acetylneuraminate catabolic process
Molecular function (GO): N-acetylneuraminate lyase activity; 4-hydroxy-tetrahydrodipicolinate synthase activity
Source: RefSeq, a predicted model, not a curated record
UGUUGUAGAAAACGUUUAGUAGUGAUACCAGAUAUUUGUGUGGUAUAAGGUCAGCAGUAAUUUUGUAUCAUUGUUUCCAGUAUGAACGAACAAAUUGAAAUGAUUAAACGAUUUGAAGGAUUGUUAUCUGCCCCUUUUACGGCUUUCUUCCAGAAUGGAAAGGUAAAUGUGGACAUCAUACCAAAGUACGUGGACCUGUUAUGUACAAACAACGUUCGUGGAGCAUUUGUUAAUGGUACAACAGGAGAAGGCCCAUCCCUGACAAUGGAAGAACGGAAGUUGACAGCAGAGAAAUGGAUAAUAGCUGGCAAAGGGAAAUUGGACCUAAUAGUUACGCAAGUUGGAGGUUGUAAUAUUAAUGAUGCAAAAGAACUGGCUAGACAUGCUGAACAGCACGGAGCAACAGCUAUUGCCUCUCUGCCACCUUUAUAUUACAAGCCAACUGAAAACAGAGAUUUGAUUAGUUACCUUGCAGCUAUUGCAUCAGCGGCUCCAAAUACACCCUUCCUUUACUACCAUAUACCGUCAUACACUGGGAUCAAUGUUAAACUUGACCAGUUCUUGUGUGAGGCAAAACUUCGCAUUCCUACGCUAUGUGGCGCUAAAUAUACGUCUACAGAUCUUCGAGAUUUAUUUUUAUGCCAGCAGCUGGAAGGCAAACCUUUCAAGCUUUUCCUUGGAGCAGAUGAAAUUAUGCUUGCUGCCUUGCCUCUUGGUGUGACGGCUGCCAUUGGCGCCACGUACAAUUUUAUGGCCCCAUUAUCGCACAAAGUGAUUCAAGCCUACAAAACUUGUGACUUUUCUGAGGCUCGCCAGGAACAGGGUCGGAUACUUAAAGUGGUUGAAGUGAUACUAAAACAAGGACCCCUGAUCAGUAUGAUUAAAGCAGUUAUGAACAACAUUGGACCAUUAGAUUUUGGAAAUCCGCGACCUCCACUUCAACCAGCUUCCGAACAAGAAGUGACAGCCAUGAUGAAAGAACUUCGAGCACUUAAGCUAGAAAAUCUGGUACAGGAGUGAUUAAUUUGUUCUGUAUCUGUUCACUGAAUAAAUAAAAUUCACUUUGCGAUGUACCAGACAUUAAGAAUUGUGUUUUAGCUUUUACCCGAGUAAUCUCAAAUUAUCAAAGGCUUUUCUUUAUCACCAUUAUUUUAGCUUACUGGUGCAUUGUAAUUUCGUAUUAUCAAAUUUUUUCAGUUAAGCUAACAGUUUUAUGUCUGUUGUGUUAAAAGUAAAAACUGUUUUGGUAAUAUUUCAAUUUUAAGUUGUCAUCUUUUAUCUUCUGUAUGGAAACAAACUCCAUAGUAAAAAUAAUGAUAGUAAGGCCUGCUUUGGGAAUAGCCCAAUUUUUGUAUUACUUGUUAUUAUAAUCAAAAGUUGUGGUUAUUACUGGACCAUGCUAUUUUAACAGUUUAUUCCUUAAUAUAUAUAUUGUAAUGAAAUGCUAAGAAUGGUUUGUAGUUUGAAUAAAAGUUUCCAGGAAUAAAGGAAAGU